AUGGCCAGUACUACUGAUAAGGUUGCUACUGAUAAGGUUGCUACUGAUAAGGUUGUUGCUACUGAGGAGAUUGUCGAAUUCAUUUCAGGUGACAUCCUCUCUGAAGAUGGGCGGGAGGAUUUUGUCCAGCUGGAGGCGCAGAUGCGUAAAGGGAUGGAACAUGGCAACGGUGUAACCGACAAUGAUGUUGCCGACGGUGGUGUGGAUGAAGAACAAGAACAAGAACAAGAACAAGAACAAGAACAAGCCGUUGCCGUUGCCCGUGGUAAUGACGACAUGCAAAUUGAUGACCUGGAUGACGAGUCUGAUGGGCAAGAGGGGGAUCUCCGCAUUGAGUACGCCAAAGCCAAGG
Seminavis robusta is the source of this 352-nucleotide messenger RNA. The record is from the annotation of a GenBank genome assembly. NCBI's taxonomy places the organism in Eukaryota, Bacillariophyta, Bacillariophyceae, Naviculales, Naviculaceae.